UUUUUUUUCUUUUUGUUCAGUCUUUAGGUGCUGAACUCAUGGAGAGUAAAGACAUGGAAUCAUUUGCUAAAAAAUUGCUCAUAGAUUCUGACUUUGGCUAUGAUACAAAGUCGAGGAUUUGGAUGAACAAACCCAGCUCGGUCGGGAUGUGUGGCAUAUUUUACGAUGAUUUUGCUGAAACACACGAAAGCUGCCAUUUACUUUUGCUGCCGUUUAUUUGUGAAACAGAUCCUUUCGUUGCCAAGACAACCGAUUACACACUCGUCAUUGCAUUAACAACCAGCAUCUUCAGUGUACUUGUCAUCAUCAUCAUUAUAUUGAUUGUACUUUGGCUCAAAAAGUCUAAAAUACGCAAAGACAUGCGACUUCAGCGUUGUGCCUCCUUACGCUCUUCGGCCAGAUCUCGAUCUCAGAUGACCUCUAACUGGUCAAAGAGCAACAUUCAGAACAGCCAAACAAACAUCAGCUUUGUGGGCUCACUGGAUGACCAGAUCAGUAUAAACUCAUUAGAUAAGUCUAAGUUCAACACUUUUAAUACAGAGGCGACGGAAAUCUCGCCUCCAUUUCCCAUUAAAACUCCAGGGACCACAAUAAUCCCAUACAAUCACAAUGAUGACACUGACAGCAACAAUAUUAGUUUUACGGAUGAUGAAAGCUAUCUUAGUGUAGACAAUGUAGAUAAGGACCAGCCUCCACCUGUUCGUUAUAAUACAAAUGUCAUGAAUCAGGUGUGGAGAGAGAGAGAAGAGCAAGUGAACCAGCAGCACUUACAACCCAAAGAGUGGGACAUUUAUGCUAACUUGGGUCAGAACAGGCAAAACAGUCCACCAAGUGAACAUUCUUUGUAUAGCAACGAGUUUGACAAGAAACCUAUCAUAAACCAAAUGAAGACUGCUCUAGAGAAACCACCUUCACCGCCACCACCACUCUAUAAUUAUGAACCUUCUGAGGAAUUCAAAAGUUUCUCCAAAAGCAUAAACCAAAGGUCACGUGAUGGAAGCAAAGAAUCCUUGGAUGGAACAGCCAGGCCCAGUCCCCACGUUCGCAGUGUCUCCCCACGAAGACCUGGAAUAGUGCCAAGAACAAUAGAUAUAGUCCCCAAUGAAGGAAGAACUUCAAACUCUGGAAGUCGUGAAAAUCUUGCAGAUGAUCGAUACGGUUAUCCUUUCAGAAAUGUCCCAGAAAGGAUUCCAGAAACAUUCCAAACAUUGAACCCUGGUGUUGCUUAUCUCCAGCGUAACACUUAUGAAAGGGGCAGCAGGGACCGUAUAAAUAGUCCUGAACCUUUUAGCCAUGAACCCAUUCCUAGGAAUUACAAUGAUUAUAGUGGUGUUUUAUACAACCCUAAUGCUACUGAUCCCUAUCGACGUCAGCCGAUGCGAGGAAGCCAGGAGAACUUAGACUCAAUAACACAACCCCAUCAUAGACAGUACAAACCCACUCCAGCACCGAGACCUGUUACCCGGAGUCGAGACAAUGUUGCUCAACCGAGUCAGCCAGUACCACAUACACAACAGCAGCGACAAAAUGAACGACAAGCACUCGAAACUGAAAUAUUUUAAUCAAACUCUCAGACAAAACAAAUUAAAAUUGACAUUUAUUAUUAUCACCAUCAUUAGAAUUUCUAAACCACCGAAACAAAAUCAACAAGUGAUUGGCAUUAGGAAGGGCAUCCAGCUGUACAAACCAGGCCAAACCAAAACAUUGGAUCGAGUUUGGCCCCUGGCUUUGCCAACUCCUUUCAAACAAUCCAUUCCAUGCUAGCAUGGAAAACAGACAUUAAAUGAUGGUUAUGACGAUGAUGAUAUAUAUAUAUAUAUAUAUAAUAAUAUAAAUAAUAUAAAUAUGCAUAUAUACAUACAUAUAUGAAAAUACUUACAUAUAUAUGUAUAUACAUAUGCAUAUGUGGUCACAGGAUGUCACAGAACAUAAACAACAUGAUAUAUAUAGAUAUAUAUAUAUAUAUAUAUAUAUAGUUCAAAAACACAAUAACAAAGAAACAAAAAAACAACAAAGUGAGGACGUGAUAUGGAUAGUAUUAUUGGACGCUCAGGAAAGGAAAGAGAGAGUGUAUGACGUUUCGGGCGUAGCCCUUCGUCGGAAAGAUGGAAAGUUCGG
Molecule: messenger RNA, 2118 nt
Organism: Octopus bimaculoides (California two-spot octopus)
Lineage: Eukaryota; Metazoa; Mollusca; Cephalopoda; Octopoda; Octopodidae
Product: protein bark beetle
Biological process (GO): cell-cell junction maintenance
Cellular component (GO): membrane
Source: RefSeq, a predicted model, not a curated record